AUGGAUGAGGGUCUUGUGGAGCAUAUCUCAGUAAACGAAAUACCUGAUGCAAAGCAAUGGCUCUUCAUGUUGAAUGAAUCCAUGAGUCAUGAGGAUUUCACAACUGUUGUUGUGAGCCUGUGGGCGAUCUGGACAGCUAGAAGAAAGGCUCUCCAUGAAGAAUUGUUUCAAAGUCCUAUGACUACCUUUGGUUUCAUUCAGUCUUAUCUCAAAGAUCUUCAGCUGAUACCAGCAAAGGUGGAAAGUAAGGUGGAGGCAAGUAGAAGCACUUCAUCAACCAAAAUGAUACGACCACCUCCAUCCUUUAUGAAGAUUAAUGUUGAUGCUGCUAUCUUGCGUACUGGAACAAGGGGAUCAGUGAGUGCUUUGUGUAGAAGCGAGCAGGGUGUUUUUGUUGGUGCUUCAACUAGGGUGAUUGACGGGGUUUUUGACCCUACGAUCAUGGAGGCGAUGGCGUGUGCUGAAGGUUUAUCACUGGCUCAUGAUCUACAACUGCAGCGUAUUUGUCUAGCUUCAGACUGUCUAGAAGUGGUGCAGAGUGUGAUGGCUUCAUCUAUGGGAAAGUACGGUAUAAUUAUAAAGGAGAUCAAGGCAAGGAAAGCGGCUUUCGAUGAGAAAGCGCGCAAGGCAGGUCGCGUGAAGGCCAUAGGUGCAACUGUGCAAGACCUGAAGACCAGAUACACGCAUACGGGAGAGAAGGGAAAAGUAGAGGAUACAGUUGAGGUUCAGAGAAAGAGAGGGAAUGAGUUCAGAAAUAUCAUCAUCGACAAGCUAAUCUCCUGGAUUGGAACUACGAGUUCAGUUUCAGGAACCACCGACUCGGUCGUGGUUGAACAACCGGUCCGCCUGCAAGCAGUUAGGGGCAUGAGUGACAUUGCCUCCCUCUUCAGCGCUGGCUUGACCCCAAGGAAGCACAUGUCGAUCACUGAGAUCGCACGGAGCUGA
Lolium perenne is the source of this 945-nucleotide messenger RNA. NCBI's taxonomy places the organism in Eukaryota, Viridiplantae, Streptophyta, Magnoliopsida, Poales, Poaceae. The record is from RefSeq and is a predicted model, not a curated record.